Molecule: messenger RNA, 1791 nt
Organism: Necator americanus (New World hookworm)
Lineage: Eukaryota; Metazoa; Nematoda; Chromadorea; Rhabditida; Ancylostomatidae
Exons: 15
Coding region: 1-1791 (596 amino acids)
Source: RefSeq, a predicted model, not a curated record
AUGCGGGACUUGGUCCCAUUUCUCUCACUGGCAUUUGUCGCUCGCAUUGGGGAAGCACAUGUGGCGUUGACGUUCCCUGAAGCACGUUACCCGCCGCUUGACUUUCUCGAUACGUCACGGACCAGCGGCCCAUGUGGUGUCCCAUUGCCACGGCGACCGCAUUAUACAAAUUUACUUGUUGGAACCACUUACAACUUCACAUGGAGAAUGGAAUAUCCGCAUCAGGGUGGAUAUCGGAUAGUUCUCACAGACAAAGAGGGUCAGACGAUCGAAGAGUUGGCACCUAUUAAUGGAAUCGAAUUCGCCGGAACCGAUGAUCAAACAAGUCAAUUUCAAAAUGUUCGAUUCACGCGGUCAUGUUCUCAGUGUACAGUGAUUUUUGAGCGACAAGCUCUGGAAUGGGGAAAGAGCUAUCGAUUCCGGAGCUGUGCCGAUGUGAAUGUUCUCGAGACUAUGCCAGAAGACGAGAAAUGUAGCGGUCAUGGCACGUUGGUGGAUAAUCGAUGUGUUUGUGAACACGGACAUAAGGGCGACAUUUGCCAGUACAAAACCAACUGCCAUCACGAUGAUGAUUGUCUCAACGGUGGGAAAUGUUUAGCGGAGGCGAAUUCCAUUACAGAAGCAAGCUGUUACUGUACUUAUGGUUUCUUUGGGAAAAAUUGCGAACAGACCUACGAACGUGCUGAGGACAACUGCUUCUCUUAUGCUAUUAUUAAUGAGAAGAAGUACGAGAUGUACGGUAUGUUCGAUCCGUCCUGCUAUAACAAGGAGAAACUCAACGAAAAUGAUGUGAUAUACUUCCGAAAAGUAAAGAAUGACGUCGAAAUGAUCCUAGACUUCAGUACAGCAUCUUGGGUGGCUGUCGGUUGGCGACCGGAAGGUUUAGACAAAUCCUGUCGCCUUUUCCCGGAUCUUGAAGGGGUUCGCUCAAAACGCUCAGCGACCGUCGAUAUGCCACCACUCGUCGCCCCAUCACCACCAUCUCAACCGAUCCUAAGAGAUCCAUUGCCGAUAGCUCCGUCCGAUUCCACCCAAGACCCAUCAUUCGAUCGUGCUCAUCCACCAUCAAAAAUUGCUCAAGAAGGACCACGACCAUUAAUGCCACGGAAUAAUGGGCUCUUGGAUGCGGCACUACGAGCUCCACUACAUGCAAUGGACUGUAUCGAUGUAUUGAUUGGCGCAAUACGAGACGGACGUACUCGAGUUCAGGAUUCGUAUUCAAGAGAUCGAUCUACACCACUGGAAGAUUUUUGGUACGAUGGUGAAAUGUCAUUGGUAGCUUCGGCCGGUCGAGAAAUAGAUGGCAGGACAAUUGUAAUGUUCCGAAGACCUAUACAGGAGAUCGAGCCAACCGACCAUCCGCUGGGUCCCGGACGUAUGUUCGUUGUGUGGGCAAAAGGUCAAAAACAAGGUGCAUACACACAUGGAGCCCCGUCAGCCUUGGAUGGUACUCAUUCAAGUGUUCAAUUCUAUCCGGAUGAUAUCCUCAAAUAUCAUGGAGCAAAAAAUCGCGGAAUACAUCCUAUUGAUUUCACGACACCAGUCAAAUUGCCCAGACCUGGUGAUGCCGCAUUCGGCGUCAAUAUUGCUGCCACUCCUACUGCUCAUCAUUCCGAUCAUCAUGAUACUGACAAGCAUACUGCUUCCACGACUUCUUCACCUUCACCAACAACAACAACAACUACUACUAAAUCAAAUAGAAUUGCUCCAUACGAAGAAAACUCAUCCAACACUCGGGAUAUCACGAUACUCUUUGUUCUCGUUACUGCCUUCAUUGCAUUCUAUUAUUAA